This is a messenger RNA of Poeciliopsis prolifica (blackstripe livebearer), 1798 nucleotides long. Its product is annotated as palmitoyltransferase ZDHHC23-A-like. The record is from RefSeq and is a predicted model, not a curated record. Gene Ontology annotation, molecular function: protein-cysteine S-palmitoyltransferase activity. The coding region runs from base 16 to 1608 and encodes 530 amino acids. Gene Ontology annotation, biological process: peptidyl-L-cysteine S-palmitoylation; protein targeting to membrane. Gene Ontology annotation, cellular component: Golgi apparatus; endoplasmic reticulum. The transcript has 9 exons. Lineage: Eukaryota; Metazoa; Chordata; Actinopteri; Cyprinodontiformes; Poeciliidae.
CUUUAGCAGGUCGCUAUGAAAUGGGAGAAGCUGAAGCCUCCAGAGCCAGAUGAUCCCAUGUGUUGCUGUGAAUGUGACAUCUACCAGUACAGGUGUUGCUGUGACUGUCAAGAUCUGGAUGAAGAGUUCAAUAGGUGGCUGAAGGAGAAACCACCUUCAUGUGGGCUCCAGUCUCCUGUGCUUAGGACCAUGAUCAACCACCUGGAGAUCUCCAUGAUCCCGGCUCUGCUGCUGCUGCCUCUCCUGCUGAAAGCUGCAUCGCUGCACUAUCUGCUCGGUAUCACCAUCCUCACUGCUCUGCCGGUCCUGGUGCUGUCUUACUACUACGCCACCCAUCAAAGGAAGAGGCGCACCCUCUUCUUCCUCACCCUUGCCCUCUACUCCCUGGCCUACAUGUAUUAUCUCUUCAUUGUGGAGAUUUUACCCCGCGGGGAUGUCAGCCCACUGCAGACGUGUGCUGUGACCACUGGGAUGAUUCUCACUAUAGUUUCACUCAUUUACACUAAGAGAGGUCCAGGAUUUGUCUCUGCCUCUCACCAUGAAGCAAACCAUCAGAGAAUGGACACAGAAGAUGACGCUACUCAUUCUGAUGGAUUUAUCCAGGCAACAGACACAGAACAGACAAGAAAAUAUCCCCCAACAACAAAAUGGAACUUGUGUCCUGUGUGCAAAAUAAUGCGACCCCCGCGUGCUGGACAUUGCAGAACAUGUGGAUCGUGUGUUCUGCGUCUGGACCACCACUGCAUCUGGAUAAACAGUUGUGUGGGACAAGCAAACCACCGCAGCUUCCUGCAGACCCUCUGUGUGUUUGUGCUGACCUCCGUCUACGGGAUCGGUUUGGUGCUCCGCAGCCUCUGUCCUCAUCAGUAUCUGAUGACGGCCCUUUUCUACUGCCCCGGCGUCUACAGCCAGCCCAGCACAGCCCUUUGCUUCACCUGCUGCUGGUACAGCAGCAUAAUCACAGUCGGACUGCUCUACCUUCUGGUGGCGCAGGUUCUGAACAUCAGCUUCAACGUGACGGGACGGGAAGCUCAGCUGGCUCUGAGGAACAAGAAGGGUCACAGCCGCCUGUGGGGGCUUGUCAUCGACACCGGAGAGUAUUCACGUGGCUUCUAUCAGAACUGGGCUGAGUUUCUCACAAUGGCAGACUCCUCUGCAAGAGGGAAGUGGCACUUGAUUGGAUUCGCUUCCAACAGCAUGUGGUUCGUCAACACCAAAGGCAAAAUGAAAAUGGGCUUUUGCACGCUAGAACCAACUGCAGAGGGAGACAUGGAUAUAUCAUGUUCCAGACUUGACGCCAAUGGUUCUUGCAGGAGAAGGAGCUACCGAGUCAAGAAGACUGACGUGCCUGGGAAGUUUACAUAUUUCAGUACGCGUGGGCGCACUAUGAAGGACGUGAUUAUGGUGGACAUCAAGUAUGAUGAGUAUGCAAUGAUUUACAACAUGAAGAAGGAUCUAGAGGCCACCAAAAUCGUCCAACUUUAUGGCCGUAAAGAUGCAGUCAGUGCCAAAGUGAAGGAGAAAUUCAGACAGCUCGCCUUGGAUGCUGGCGUUCUGGCUGAAAACAUUGUUCUCCUUCCUAAAACCGCUGAGUGCCCACCUGCCUGAUUUCCUCCUCUACUCAUCAUGUCGGUGAUUCAAGCUGGAGAUCAUUUCCUUUGCUGUGGAAAUAUUACUCUAUCAAAGCUACUGGCUAAAACAUCAUGUUGUUGCUUUGCUUUGCAACGAAUCCACUGUUCCAUUUACCUGAGCACCAUAACUGAGUUCUACUAGCAAAAUAAAAGAAACGGCUAAAAUA